AUGGAGGAACUAUGUACUGUGCCUGUGCACAAUAAUAAUGUGGUAAAUUGUGUCUGUAUUGUGUGCUCUUUAUUGAAAAAAGGAUUUUCAAGUAGAAAUUUUGAAGAGAAAACGGACAUUAUUAAUUCUAAUAGACUAAAGGAUCCUAUCAAUUUAGAGACGAAAGUGGAAAAAUCAGCAAAGAAAUUUACCAGGCAUUUUCACAAAGUGGGUCAUAAUGAAGCAAGUGGAUCGGCCAAUCGAGGAAAUUACAUAGGCCUUCUAAGUUUUUUAGCAAAAUACGAUGAUACCCUAAAAAAUCAUUUAAUUGAUUCGACGACUUUCCGAGGUACCUCAAACAGAAUCCAAAAUGAUUUAAUUAAAUGCACUGCCGACGUUGUGAUGGAUCACAUUAAAAGUGAAAUUAAAAAAGCACCUUUCUUAUCAAUUGCGCUUGAUGAAACCACAGAUGUAGCAAACUUAAGUCAAUUAUCGAUUGUUGUGCGAUAUGUAUUGGAUCGCAUUCCUCAAGAGCAAUUCUUAGGAUUUUUGGACGUCACUAGCGAACGAACUGCUAAUGCAUUGUUUAAAAAUGUUUGUGACAUUAUUUCAAGUUUAGAAUGUGGUUCUAACCUUGUUGCCCAGAGCUACGAUGGUGCUGCCGUAAUAGCUGGCCAUUUAGGAAGCCUUCAAGCCAAAGUGAAAAAAAAGUUUAAACAAGCAAUUUUCGUUCACUUGGUUUGGCUUCCUUCUUUUCAAAGUCAUCGAAAAGAACUCGCGCUUUGGACGUUCACGUUUCCAAAAGUUACUCCGACGCGAUGGAACUACAAUGGACGUUUAGUGCAAAUAGUGUUUCAAUACUGUGAUUCUUUGAUAAACUUUUUUCAAGACGUUUGGGAUAAUAAAGAAACUUGGGAUGCUAAAACUGUUACUGCUGCUAAAGGGUAUUUGCAUUGGCUCAAACAAAACUUUGAUUUCAAUUUUUUGCUCAACAUUUUUGCAGAGAUUUUCCCUUUUACUGACAUUUUAUUCGACAUUUUACAGACAAAGUCAAAUGACAUAGGCUUUUGCAUUAAACAAAUUGAUGAUUUUAAAAAUAAUAUGAAUAAAAAACGAGAUCAGUUUGAACACUUUUGGAAUAAGACUCAAAACAUUGGCUUGGAACAAAGAAAGAAAAUUAGAAUUGAUAAUGUCGGCGACAGAGAAACCUCCUAUCGUCGAUUAUACGCCGAAAUUUUUGAUAAUAUUCUACAAUAA
This is a messenger RNA of Psylliodes chrysocephalus, 1236 nucleotides long. The record is from the annotation of a GenBank genome assembly. Lineage: Eukaryota; Metazoa; Arthropoda; Insecta; Coleoptera; Chrysomelidae.